Antechinus flavipes (yellow-footed antechinus) is the source of this 5580-nucleotide messenger RNA. RefSeq names its product DnaJ heat shock protein family (Hsp40) member C10 (gene DNAJC10). NCBI's taxonomy places the organism in Eukaryota, Metazoa, Chordata, Mammalia, Dasyuromorphia, Dasyuridae. Gene Ontology annotation, molecular function: disulfide oxidoreductase activity. Gene Ontology annotation, cellular component: endoplasmic reticulum. The record is from RefSeq and is a predicted model, not a curated record. The coding region runs from base 440 to 2839 and encodes 799 amino acids. The transcript is spliced from 25 exons. Gene Ontology annotation, biological process: protein folding in endoplasmic reticulum.
CCAGCCCAGAGGAGCUCACUGGGCUGCUAGCCGGGGUGCAGUCUCUUCCUCCUCCUCUUCCUCCCUUUCUUCCUCCGCUUCCUUCUCUGGCUUUCUCGGGCUGCCCCCUCGGCUGCACCGGGCGGCUGUCGGACUACCUCGGUAUUUAUUCCUAGCUUGUGUGGCUGUACAUAGCGGGGAGAGGGAGGAAAUGGAUUAGAACUGAGGAUCAGUAAAACACAGGUUGAUACUACACUAAGAAGAAACUGAGGCAGACAUUUUCUGUGACUUUUCCAAGGUCACACAACUAGUUACAAUUUUCACAGAAGACCAGACUUCAUUUAUGGACUAAUAUGGACUUCAUCUCUCAAAGUUCAGUACUAGAUUUCAAGUUCAACCUGAACUGACUGUAAUAACCUAAUAUUUACUUGAAUUAGAACUUAUGUAAGAAAAAAAAAGGAUGGAAGGGUGGUUAAAGAAAGAAGACUGUGUUAGAGACAAGAAAAGGACUCUUCUCUGUUUCUUAAUUUUAGUAUACCUAACUACUUUAGUCUACACUGAUAAGGAUUUUUACAGUUUACUUGGAGUAUCUAAAGACGCAAAUAGUAGAGAAAUAAGACAAGCUUUCAAGAAGCUUGCAUUGAAGUUACAUCCUGAUAAAAACCCGAAUAAUCCAAAUGCUCAUGAAGACUUUUUGAAAAUAAAUAGAGCAUAUGAAGUAUUGAAAGAUGAAGAUCUUCGGAAAAAAUAUGAUAAAUAUGGAGAAAAAGGACUUGAGGAUAAUCAAGAAAGGGGCCAGUAUGAAAGCUGGAACUAUUAUCGAUAUGAUUUUGGUAUUUAUGAUGAUGAUCCUGAAAUUAUAACCUUGGACAGAAGAGAAUUUGAUGCUGCUGUUAAUUCUGGAGAGCUAUGGUUCAUAAAUUUCUACUCCCCAGGAUGUUCACACUGCCAUGAUUUAGCUCCCACAUGGAGGGAAUUUGCUAAAGAAAUGGAUGGUUUAUUUCGCAUUGGAGCUGUAAAUUGUGGUGAUGAUAGAAUGCUUUGCCGAAUGAAAGGAAUCAAGAGUUAUCCAAGCCUCUACAUUUUCAAAUCUGAAGCAAAUCCAGUGAAGUAUUUUGGAGAGAGAUCAAAAGAUCACUUAGUGAAUUUUGCCAUGCGGUAUGUCACAAGCACAGUGACAGAAUUAUGGGCAGGAAAUUUUGUUAAUGCCAUCGAAACUGCCUUUGCCUCUGGUGUUGGUUGGCUCAUCACUUUUUGUGCUAAAACAGGAGACUGCUUGAGUUCACAGACACGUCUUAAACUAGCUGGCAUGUUGGAAGGCCUUGUUAAUGUGGGCUGGAUGGAUUGUGGCACCCAAGGUGAACUAUGUAAAAGUCUAGAAAUCACUUCAAGUACUACAGCUUAUUUUCCGCCUGGGGCUACCUUAACUAACAAAGAAAAAGGAGGUGUUUUGUUUCUCAAUUCCUUGGAUGCCAGAGAGAUAUAUUUUGAAAUAAUGCAUCAUCUUCCAGAUUUUGAAAUACUCUCUGCAGAUUCACUAAAGGAUCGAUUGGCUCAUCAUAGAUGGCUGCUCUUCUUUCAGUUUGGAAAAAAUGAAAAUUCAAAUGCUCAUGACUUAAAAAAGUUAAAAUUUUUUCUUAAAAAGGAACAUAUUCAGGUUGGCAGGUUUGAUUGUCUUUCUGAACCAGAUACCUGCCGUAAGUUUUAUGUUCAUCAGCCAUCUGUGGCAGUCUUUAAAGGUAAAGGAACUGAAGAUUAUGAAAUUCAUCAUGGAAAGAAGAUCCUGUACCAUAUACUUGCUUUUGCUAAAGAAAGUGUUGACUCUCAUGUUGUCACGCUUGGACCUCAAAAUUUUCCUGACAAAGAAAAAGAACCAUGGCUUGUUGAUUUCUUUACACCUUGGUGUCCACCCUGUCGAGCCUUGUUGCCAGAGUUACGGAAAGCAUCAAAGCAUCUAAAUGGGCAGCUUAAAUUUGGCACCCUUGAUUGUACAAUCCAUGAAGGUCUCUGCAACAUGUAUAACAUUCAGGCUUAUCCAACAACAGUGGUAUUCAACCAGUCCAGUAUUCAUGAAUAUGAAGGACAUCACUCAGCUGAAGAGAUCUUAGAAUUUAUAGAGGAUUUGAGGAACCCUUCUGUAAUUUCUCUAACACCAGAGACAUUCAGUGAACUCGUUAAGAAAAGAAAGCGUGAUGAAGUUUGGAUGGUUGAUUUUUAUUCUCCUUGGUGCAGACCAUGCCAGAUGUUAAUGCCAGAGUGGAAAAGGAUGGCACGGUUGUUAAAUGGUCUCAUCAGUGUUGGCAGUGUAGACUGCCAAAAGUAUUAUUCCUUUUGUAAUGAAGAACAAGUCAAGAAAUACCCUGAUAUCAGACUUUACCCUCCAAAAUCAAACACAGCUUAUCAAUAUUAUACUUAUAAUGGAUGGGAUAGAGAUGCAUAUUCUCUAAGAACCUGGGCUCUAGAAUAUUUGCCUCAGGUAUCCAUAGAACUUACACCGCAGACUUUCAAUGACAAAGUGUUAGAAGGGAAAGAUCAUUGGAUAGUUGAUUUCUAUGCUCCUUGGUGUGGACCUUGCAGAAAUUUUGCCCCAGAAUUUGAGCUUUUGGCUAGGAUUAUUAAAGGAAAAGUAAAAGCUGGAAAAGUAGACUGUCAGGCUCAUGCUUAUACUUGCCAGACUGCUGGCAUCAGAGCUUAUCCUACUGUUAAAUUUUAUCCCUACCAAGGAAACAAGAAAAAUAUUCUUGGCAAGCAGAUAGAUAUCAGAGAUGCAAAAAGUAUUGCUGACCUAUUAGAUGAAAAAUUGCAAUUUCUAGAAAGUAAAACACAUGGAGAGAAAUCUAGAAACAAGGAUGAAUUAUAAGUGAACUUGAAGAUGGAGCAGAUAUAAAGAAAACUGAAUCUGUGACAUCAAAAGGCUUCAUACUUAGAAUGUUAUUACAUUCAUAAUAGGAAUAAAUGAACCUUAUUUUGGACUCAUGAUUGUGCUGCCUGAAUUCUGUACAUAUUUGGUGCAGAAGGCUUCGGUUUUUCUGGUAGGGGAACUCUAGACAUGAGAUUUGGACUCUAUUCUACCUGCAUUAUUCCAGAAAUACACAAAGGGAUUCCCUUUAGUCUUGUGAUCAAACAUUUAGAAUUGGGAUCAUAAGGGAUUUUGUGAUUCUUUUUCAAGCACACUCUUCUUCAGAAUUUUGUCUCUACCUAUAAACUCCAUAUGAAAACUACUCAGCAUGAUUUUAAAUAUGCAGAAAUGUCAUUUUCAUGGGAUUGUGCUAUUUAAUAUAAUAACCAGACUCUUUAAAGUGAAGAGUUACUGAAUAUUUCAUCUCCAUCCUUCUAAAGGAUAAGGAAUUUUUUUUCCUCACUUGGAAAAAUUAGUUUGCAUGAUAGAUUCAUCUCCCAAAGAUAAAAUGAUAUCAUGGGUUGUUUUAUGAUCCAGAACAUCCAAGAGAAGUUGUAUUACAAGUUUAUAUAAAACUGUUGCUAAACGAUUUACUUUAUCAGAUGUUCAAAAUAUACAUGCAUUUUUAAAGUUUAUUUUACAAUAUAAUUUUCAAACUUUAAUUAUUAUGUAUGUAGUUGAAUUUGAAGCAUUUCACUGGAUUUGUACAUUUAUCCAUUGAAUACUUUAUGCUAUUAUUUUGUACAAAAGAGUAUUUCCAUUGCUCUGUUGUCCCAUUUUGUAGACAUUUCAUUGUUUGGGUUACAAAAAUCACUUUCCAGGUUUGUGUUCUUUCUCUAUCUCUCUGCUUACGAUGGCAUUGCCUCUGAUUUUACAUUGGCUGUUAAUUUUCUACCAGCAACUACUGUUUAUUCAGAUUAGCAUUAUUGAUAACAAUAUUUGAGAUUAUUUUUAUAAGAAAAUUAAGUGAAAAAAUAAGGAGAAGAAAGGAUAUAACUACUGAACUUUUGGGGAUCAAAAGCACUUUUUAAAAAACAUUUAAUGCCAAAUACAGUGUGAGUAGGAUCUAUGUUUCCAUUAUAAGAUUAUAUGAAAUGAUAAAACUCUAGGAAAAUUGUCUCUCAAUUGCUCUGACACUCUCAGGAGACAUCUUAAUAUAGUUUCAGUAUAAUGAAAACUAUUGAAUUUGGAGUCAAGAAGACCGGUUCACAUCUUGCCUGUGACACUCCUUAAGCUAUGUAACAACCACCAGCAAGUCAUUUAACCUCUAUGAGGUUAUUCCUAUCUUCCUCACCUAUAAAGUGCUUUGUUGUCUACAAUACAAAGUUGUGAUGCUCAAAUGAGAUCCCAUAUAUAAAAUCACAUUAAAAUUCUAAAUCAUUAUAUUCAUGUCAGUUAUUAUUGUUAUGCUUUUACUUUAUAAUUUUAGACUUAUGUUGUUCUCACUCCCUAUUUCCAAAGGUGUGUUCCUCAGUAAUAAUACACUUGUACUUAACAGUUGACAAAGUGUUUGACCUGCAUUCUCAUUUGAUAAUCAGAAAAACCCUAUAAACUAAUUUUUACAAAUAAAAGAAGUUAACUAGUUUAUAGUUGAUAUUGGUAAUGGAAAAAGAAAUGAGCUAAUAUUCAAAGAAAUCCUCUCACAGCUGUAAUAUGCCUAAAGAAUCAUAACUUAUUUUUUUCUGCUUGUUAUAAUUUUUUAUCUUUAAUGAUGACUUUAUACAAUGCCUUCUAGGCAUGAUUUUUAAAUUGCAUAUUCUGGAAACCAAUCAUAUAUAAAUACAUAUAGCUAUUCAAUAACUCAAGACUGUCAUCACUGUUAAUAUUCAUUUAAUAGUGAUAUUUUGAAUAGAUUAUCAGCCUCAUAGUAGGUGACAUUCAUUUAUGAGAAUAAGGUAGAAAUUUGUACAACUGAUUAAUUGUUACAGUAUUUCUGAAUUUGAAAUACCUAAAGAAUUAAUCGAGUUAUUUAGUAUUUAUUGACUCUAUUAAACCAUUACACUGAGGGGUUAGAAAAGAAUUUUUAAAAUUGACAUACUGUACAUUCAGUCCCACAGGAGAUACAUACGUAGGAAAUUUGUAACUCACAAUUAUGGCAAUAAAUUUUUUUACUCAAAUUGAUUGCUAUUCCAAUAAUGUAUGGGUAAGCUAACAGAAAAGAAAAUAAUGAGCAUCAUUGAUUAGCCUAUUAGUAAAUCAGUCGAACUGUCUCUAAAACUUUAUAGGACUAAGCUACUACAUUUGUAUCUCAGGAUUGCUUAUUUCCAAUUCAAAAAAACCAGUGAUCAUUGUUAUUAUAGUCUUCUCAAGGUCUGAUAGAACUAAUGAUUUUCACUUCCAGAAGUGUGUACUUAUGAAUUCUCUCCUAGUGGCAGCAUCAUUAUUGAGAAGUGCUUAUUUCUGUCGUCAAUAUUUUAAGUUAGCACUUAUUUCUAUGAACUAGACUUUUCAUUCUUUUUACAGUGGCUGCGGAAAUUGAAUGAUUGCUAAUAUAACUCAGAUUUUUUUUCUUUGGUUAUUAAUUAUCUAUCACAAGCUGAAUUUGAACCAAUGAAUCUAGGUAAAAUAAAAUAAUUGUCUGGUUUUUGUUACAGUUGAUAUAACUCAUUCCCAAUUUCCAAGAAUUUUUUGGUCUUUUUAUAUGCUUUUGGCUCAAAAGUGUGUGAUUAUGAUAAAAAUAAAAUAAUUUUUUGUGUAAAUAA